CGAGUCGCCUCACACAAGCGGCUGCAGCUCGACUUGAAGAUUCGGCGUGUGUUUCUUUUUUUUUUUUUUUUUUAAUUAUUAUUUCAUUUAGUUUCACCUCCUUUCAAAGACGAAAAGAAGAAGAAGAAGAAGAAGAAGAAGAGGGGGGGGAAAACAAGCCUCCUUUGGAUGUUCUUCCCCUUCCUGAGACGUUCAUUUCCGCACCUGUCAUUAGAAGAGAACCGGGAGGGGGGCGAGCGACAAGGGCACCGAGAGAGAGCCGGCAAAGGCGCACCGAGAGGCGGCCACCUCGUGAAGGACACACACCCCCCCUCUCCCUCCACCUCCCUUUUCCCCCCUUUUAAGAAACAUGCUGCUGUGGACCAGAAUAGUCCUGGUCGCCGUCGCCUGCUCGUCCUUGGCGGUGUCCCCCGGCAUGGGAUGCGGACCGGGCCGGGGCUACGGCCGGAGAAGGCACCCCAAGAAGCUGACACCUCUCGCCUACAAGCAGUUCAUCCCCAACGUGGCCGAGAAGACCCUGGGGGCGAGCGGCCGCUACGAGGGCAAAAUCACGCGCAACUCGGAGCGAUUUAAAGAGCUCACGCCCAACUACAACACGGACAUCAUCUUCAAGGAUGAGGAGAACACCGGCGCCGACCGGCUCAUGACUCAGCGGUGCAAGGACAAGCUGAACUCGCUGGCCAUCUCCGUGAUGAACCAGUGGCCCGGCGUCAAGCUGCGAGUCACCGAGGGCUGGGACGAGGACGGCCACCACUUCGAGGAGUCCCUCCACUACGAGGGCCGGGCGGUGGACAUCACCACGUCGGACCGCGAUAAGAGCAAGUACGGCACCCUGUCCAGGCUGGCGGUGGAGGCCGGUUUCGACUGGGUCUACUACGAGUCCAAAGCCCACAUCCACUGCUCGGUGAAAGCAGAAAACUCCGUGGCGGCCAAGUCCGGAGGCUGCUUCCCGGCAUCCUCCACGGUCACCCUCCAGGACGGCUCCACUAAACCGCUGAAGGACCUCCAAAGCGGGGACAAGGUCCUGGCAGCGGACGCCGAGGGCAGGUGCCUCUUCACCGACUUCCUCACGUUCAUCGACCGGGACUCGACCACGCGGCGGCUCUUUCACGUGGUGGAGACCGACGCGGGCCACCGGAUCACGCUGACCGCCGCACACCUCCUCUUCGUGGUCAACAACUCCACCGGGAGCCGCGGAGCUUCGGCGGUGUUCGCCAGCCAGGUGCGGCCGGGCCACGAGGUGCUGGUGCCGGACGGCGAGCGACUCCGGCCGGUGACCGUGGCGCGGAUUUCCACGGAGGAACACGUGGGCUCCUACGCGCCGGUGACCGCGCAAGGCACGCUGGUGGUGGACCGGGUGCUUGCGUCCUGCUACGCCGUGGUGAGCAGCCACGAACUGGCGCACUGGGCCCUGGCGCCGCUCCGGCUCGCCCAUUGGGUGUCAUCGGUGCUCUCCGGCGCGCAGGCCCGUAACCAUACGCAUGAGGACGGCAUGCAUUGGUACUCCGAGGCGCUCUAUCACUUAGGAACGUGGCUCUUGGACCCUCACGCCUUGCAUCCACUCGGCGUGUCCAGCUGAAACCAGACUUGAGGACCAGACUUUUCCACACACGAAAAAUAAAUAAAUACAUACAUAAAUAAAUAAAUGUAGGACUCUUCACUAGAUGAAAUAAUAAUAAUUAAAAUAAAAAAAAAAUUAAAAAAAAAAAAAAAAAAAAAAAAAAAAAAAACACCUCGACAAAGGCCCCAUGCAGUUGGAGUUGAUGAUGGGAUAUUUAUUAUUAUUAUUUCUGUGACUUUUCUAUGAUGAUGACGACGCGUUCCCCUUUCAAAGAACGAAUGGAGCCUUAAAAGAGAGAAAGAGAAAAGUUUGAAUAAUUUAUUCUCACAUGAACUGAUGGCUGCGGAGAAAAGUGUGCAUAAUCUAUUUUUGUAUAUGUCCAAUGCAAAACCAACAAAGAAGACAAAAAAAAAAGUCAAUAACGGCAAAGAGAAACAACACGAAGCUAACUCUUGACAGGUUGUAAUGUUCAUAAUGUGCAUAUAUACAUAUAUAUAAAUAUAAAUAUAUGUGUGCAACUGACUGUUAUAUUUUGGGGGAAGAACAAACUUGGCGGGGUUCCAUAAAUUAUAUUUUUAUACACAGAAUUGUAAAUUAGAUUUUGACAGAUCGCUACCGAAUUUGAAAUAGUGUAAAGAUAUGAGAAUAUAUUUUAAUUUAAAUACAGUAGUAUUGGGGAAAGUGAUGGAAAAUUAAGAAGAAAAAAAAUGAAAAAUCUUGUACUUUUUUUUGGGGGGGGGGUUGUCAGAGAGAGAGAUAUUCUGCCUCAUGUCUGCAUUCUUAAUUUUUUUUGUUGCUAUUGAUUUUAUUUUCGUUUUCCUCUGAGAAAAAAAACACAACAAAUGCAGAUUCUGACAAUUCGGUAACAGUUACAAGCCGUACUGCUUCGUUGACAAAAUUAAUAAGUAACUAAUGUAAAUGUACUAAAAAUGUUUUUUCCUUUUUUUUGUCCUCCAUAUUUUAAUAAUAAAAAUAAUCAUAGGGAAAUAGUUUUAUAGAGAUGUGGCAGACGCACAGUUUGGGUAGUAUAUAUACAUAUAUAUGUAUAUGGACAGAGCAUACCAGUUAACUUUCAUAACAGGGCGAUGUGUCGACAACAAAUGUCUAGAGUUUAUUAUUUAUAUGUUUAUUACGAAAAUGAUGAUAAAGAAAAUGUGUUCAAACUUGGGUUUUAUGUCUUUUCCUGAAUUUUUGGGGACUACUUAGGUGAUAAAAACAAACGUGUGAAAGUAGAGAAGGGUUUGAAAGAAAGGGCAAAAAAAUUAAAAAUAAAAUAACGCGCGCCUUCCCAAAAAAAUGGACAUAUUGCACUUUGAGAAACCUUUCACGUGCUUGUGAAAUGUGGAGCGCUCUCGUCAAAUGUGACGAGCUUUGCCCUCUGCAAAUAACCUCCAUCUCGGCACACACAAAGCGUGUUUGUUGGCCGCCUUUGAACGCUUUAUAGGCUUAUUAAACCUCCGGGACGUCCUCAAACGUCAUCGAUCGCCAGUUUCGGACGACAUUGAAGGUGCAAGUGUGAAUUUUCUUUGGAUUAUUUUAGCGGGGAUGAAGAAGUUCUCGUUGAAGAAAGUUUAGGUUAAAAAUUGGGCAGGCGCGACACCGUGUGGUAUACUGACGGGAGUGCAACAUAGGAACGCUGAAGGGGAAAUUGCUGGGGUUUUUUUCAGUUAAAAAACACCACAGAGUUAAAAAAAUAAAAUAAAUAACAAAAAAUACUUCAAAGAAGACAAAAUUCAGUCAAAUUUUAUAAUUUUUUUGGACACCCCUGACUAAAU
Phyllopteryx taeniolatus (common seadragon) is the source of this 3336-nucleotide messenger RNA. It is a transcript of the gene shha, whose product is annotated as sonic hedgehog signaling molecule a. Lineage: Eukaryota; Metazoa; Chordata; Actinopteri; Syngnathiformes; Syngnathidae. The record is from RefSeq and is a predicted model, not a curated record. The coding region runs from base 350 to 1579 and encodes 409 amino acids. Gene Ontology annotation, molecular function: calcium ion binding; patched binding. Gene Ontology annotation, biological process: smoothened signaling pathway; cell fate specification; protein autoprocessing. The transcript has 3 exons.